ACCCGGAAGAAGGAUUGGAAACAAGUUUGUUUUGAUUUUCAAUUUUACUAGUUUUUGAGAAAGAAGAGUAACAUUAAAUGAACUGCGUAGGAGACCUAACUCGUCAAAUGAAAAUGCCUAAAUUACAGUCGUUUCGUGUGUUUUUGAAUGAGCGCUUAACUGUGGCUGCUGUGGAGAUUUUUGGGGCCGUUGAGAAAACAGUACGCGAGUACCACGAGGAGAUUGAACGUUUACGGAGGCUGCUGCAGAUAACACCGGCGAUAACACUACGUAAAAUAGACUCUCAACAGUUCUCUCUCACUGUCUCUGAAGAGGAGGUUCCCCCGGAGCAACAGCACUCUGAGCAGGAGUGGAGUCCCAGUCUGGGGGAGGAGGACCCAGAGCCCAAACAGAUUAAACAGGAAAAGGAGGAACUCAGGACCAGUCAGGAGGAAGAGCAGCUUCAAGCAUUUUUUCAUACCAAAGACUCCAUAUUUUCUCCUCCCUGUGUGAAGAGUGAAUGUGAUCAGGAAGCUUGGUCCAUGACUCUCCCCCAAACCCAGACUGUGGAGAACAGAGAGAGUGACUCCAGACCAGUGGACCUCAAACCUUUUGACACUGUAACCCACCUAAAGGGCCUUGAAAUUCCCUUCACCCCUCCUAAUAAUUUAAACAAUGCCUUUAGCUAUAACUUGUCCAUAAACAGACACCCAGUUCGACCUGGCAGCAGCCCAACACUGCAUCCAAACCCAUUAACAGGAGAACAUUGUUCCAAACCGAGCACCUGUAAUCUGUUCAAUGAAAGUAUUUACACAGGAGAGAAUCCAUUAGGCUGCGCUGAUAGUGGGAGAAGUUUCAGUCUCAAGCAGCACCUUAUCGUACAUAAAUUGACUCACACAAGAGAGAAACCAUUUAGCUGUGGUGACUGUGGGAAACGCUUUAAUCGGAAGGGUAACCUAACUACUCAUAAACUGACUCACACAGGAGAGAAACCUUUUAGCUGUGAUGACUGUGGAAAAAGCUUCCGUGUCAAAAGGAAUCUAACUGUUCAUAAACUGACGCACACAGGGGAGAAACCAUUUAGCUGUGGUGACUGUGGGAAAAGGUUCAGUCAGAAGGGGAACCUAACCGCACAUAAACGGACUCACACUGGAGAAAAGCCAUUCAUCUGUGGUGAGUGUGGGAAAGGUUUCAUGAAAAAGAGGUACCUAACCACUCAUGAACUUACUCACACUGGAGUCACACAGGUCUCAAACCCUUUGACACUGUAACCCACUUGAAGGGUCUUGACAUUUCUUGUGACCCCCCCCAGAUAAUCAACACACUGUGUCCAGACACAGCUCAGCCUUACACAGUGACCUAGUAGCAUUUGACAGCAGCCCACCAGUGGAUUCCAGCACCACACCUAGAAAAACACACCGCCGCCCCUGAAUUUGGUGAAAGAUUUUCCCUCAUUCAUGAAACCUUCUCAGAAAAUAUCUCAGAUUCAAACGCGGGAGGAAACUUACGAUCAACUGCAAGUUGUUUUUCACAGAACUGUUGUACUUCUUUGAAAUGAGCAUAGAUGUCAACGCAGAUUGAUAAGUGGGAUUAAACUGUAGAAACAAGAA
Molecule: messenger RNA, 1589 nt
Organism: Esox lucius (northern pike)
Lineage: Eukaryota; Metazoa; Chordata; Actinopteri; Esociformes; Esocidae
Product: zinc finger protein 569-like
Exons: 3
Coding region: 78-1250 (390 amino acids)
Biological process (GO): regulation of transcription by RNA polymerase II
Molecular function (GO): DNA-binding transcription factor activity, RNA polymerase II-specific; RNA polymerase II cis-regulatory region sequence-specific DNA binding
Source: RefSeq, a predicted model, not a curated record